GGACAACAGCAGCAUCGGGUCAUGAAGAAGUGUCCCUAACUUUAACAAGUACGGAGGAAAGCCUUUCAGCUGCAGACCUUUGAACUGCUUUAGUAACGCCCAUGUACGCGGAGGUAUCAGCAGCUUUCGGUGGAGAACACUCGCUUAUCCGGAUUUUGUCAGCGGGAUUGUAGUCCUUAAGCGCACCGACUCAGACCAUCAGCUCCGCCAGAACCCACAGGGGGCCGUGAGUGCAUCGGGCCAGCGUGGGCUUCGCACGCACCGCAGAGAAGAUGAAUAUCCAGGUUCUGCCAGAACACAAGCUCUCGUCGGUGGCCCCGCUGAAACAGUGCAAUGUGGAGAAAAAAGAGGUAGAACUGAUACUGGUGAAGGACCAGAAUGGCGUCCAGUACACCAGUUCCUCCAUCAUUCCCACCCCUGGCCGCCUCGCGGUUCCUCCCGGAUCAGCCGAGGACGACCGAGAGACUUGGGGCAAGAAAAUAGACUUUCUCCUGUCGGUCAUUGGCUUCGCGGUGGACCUGGCCAAUGUUUGGAGAUUCCCUUACUUGUGCUACAAAAACGGAGGAGGUGCCUUUUUGAUCCCAUACAUCCUUUUCUUGGUCAUUGCGGGGAUGCCAUUGUUCUACAUGGAACUUGCCUUGGGCCAGUACAACAGGGAAGGGGCAGCUACAGUUUGGAAAAUUUGUCCUGUCUUUAAAGGUGUGGGCUACACUGUGAUCCUCAUAGCCCUGUAUGUUGGCUUCUACUACAAUGUCAUCAUUGCCUGGUCCCUCCACUACCUGUUCUCCUCCAUGACCAGUGAGCUGCCAUGGCUCAAAUGUGGCAACAUUUGGAACAGUGAGAACUGCACUGACCCCAAAGCCAUCAAUGGAUCAGUCCUCGGCAAUGGAACGUCUUACGCCAAGUACAAGAUCACCCCAGCGGCUGAGUACUAUGAACGGGGUGUGCUGCAUCUCCAUGAGAGUAGGGGUAUCCAGGACCUGGGCCUGCCUCGCUGGGAGCUGAGCUUGUGUCUGGUCGUGGUGGUCUUUAUCCUCUACUUUAGCCUGUGGAAAGGUGUCAAGUCCUCAGGGAAGGUGGUGUACAUCACAGCGACCAUGCCCUAUGUGGUCCUUUUCGUUUUGCUGAUCCGAGGCAUAACACUACCAGGGUCCAUGGAUGGCAUCAGGGCCUACCUCCACAUUGACUUCAAGCGGCUCAACAAUCUAGAGGUGUGGAUUGAUGCCGCCACCCAAAUAUUCUAUUCACUAGGAGCAGGAUUUGGGGUCCUCAUUGCAUUUGCCAGUUAUAACAAAUUUGACAACAACUGCUACAGGGACGCUCUCUUGACCAGCACUGUGAACUGCGUCACCAGUUUCUUCUCAGGGUUUGCCAUCUUUUCUGUGCUUGGAUACAUGGCUUACAAACAUAAGGUGAAAAUAGAAGAUGUGGCAACAGAGGGGGCAGGAUUGGUGUUUAUCAUCUACCCCGAGGCAAUUUCGACACUGCCUGGCUCAACAUUUUGGGCUAUUGUUUUCUUCAUCAUGUUGCUGACUCUGGGUAUUGACAGCUCGAUGGGUGGCAUGGAGGCCGUCCUCACAGGCCUGACAGAUGACUUUAAGAUCCUCAAGAGAAACAGGAAGGUCUUCACCUUCGCCACAGCCUUUGGAACCUUCCUGGUUGCCCUCCUCUGCAUUACUAAUGGUGGGAUCUACGUUCUGACCCUGUUAGAUAAGUAUGCAGCAGGGACUUCUAUACUGUUUGGUGUGCUGAUCGAGGCCAUUGGAGUGUCAUGGUUUUACGGUGUGGACCGCUUCAGUGAAGAUAUCGAGCGGAUGAUGGGCUUUAAGCCAGGUCUCUACUGGAGGCUGUGUUGGAAAUUUGUCAGCCCAGCUUUUCUGCUGUUUGUCGUAAUAGCCAGCACUGUGACAUCGUCAGGCCUCAAGUAUGAUGAGUACGUCUUCCCUAACUGGUCUAACGUUGUUGGCUGGGGUGUGGCCAUGUCAUCCAUGCUGUUUGUCCCCUGCUAUGCCAUAUAUAAAUUCUGCACCGUACCAGGAACAUUCAAACAGAGGAUAGCCUAUUGCAUCACUCCAGAACAUGAACAUCAUUUGGUGGCUGAGGGAAAUAUACGUCAGUUCACACUCAAGCAUUGGUUGGCCAUUUGAUGACCAAUAUCCAGAAUUCCCUCAUCCAUCCUCACAUCUGGUGUUUGGAGUUCCUUUGUGCCACCAGUGGUUGGACAGACAAGGAGAGCAGCAGGCUCCCACCUCUCUCAGCAGUCUGCCUUUCUCCCUGUCCAUUCAAUACCCAAGGCCUUUGUUAACAGUAGCUUCAAGCACUUUGAUUCCAGAGUUAUGCCUGUUAACAUUUUGAAACCAUUAAACAGCUUCAGCUAAUGGGGACAAUGUACUGUUAUUUGCCCAUAAAACAUUGUUAUGGUUUUUAUAUAAUAUCUUAAUUAAGCAGAAAUUUGGUUGUGAUUUUGUAUAGUUUGUGAUGUGACUAUUAUCUCUUAGAAGGGACAGAAACUAAAAUUAAAACCAAAACAAUCCCAUUAUCCUGUGUAUUACUGUACAAGGGACCCAAAUAUUACAUUUUUUAACUUUUUUUAGGCCUAUGAGUAGUGAUUAUAACAUUAAUAUUGGAAGAAAGUCUUUUUGCCGUUCUGUUGGCAGAGUGGCUUAUCUGUGUCAGUGCCUUAUCAAGUGAGACACUCCAUGUUUCUUACAGUCCGUACAGCAAGAAAUGAUAUAAACUGUGUUGACUCAGGAACCCACCAAAUCAAGCCACAGUUUGUGGACGGCAAUCUCUCAAUUUGAUCCAGUCAAACAGCUGGAAGUCAACAGCGCAAGGUCAAGCUCCUUAGCAAAGAUUAUAUUAUAUCAGGCCUGAUAAUGCUUUUGUCUCACAUUCUGUUACAGAAAAGGGAAUAAUUCACGCAUCACACCGAAGCUUUAAAAAGACCCGAGACAGGCUUCAUCCACCUUUUGUGUUGUGAAAGGCCAGUCUCAUAACCAGGCUUUAAUUUCAAAGGCUGAACUUGGUCAGUUCCUGGCUGCUUACUGAGGCUGAACAAUUCAGAAUAACAAAUGGCGUAACUGUUACAGUUUCGUAUUAUUGUUGUGUUACUUUUACUUUCCCAUUUUUUUUGGGAUACACGUGGCUUUUCCUCCAAAGACAUAGUGAGAGAGAGAGAGAGAUAGCUGUGAGAGAGAGAGUGUGUGUGUGUGUGUGUGCGUGCGUGCGUGCGUGCGUGUGUAUUGGGAUGUUGUUGCCAACCAUUCAUUAUGCUGUAAGCGCACAGUACAUGGAGGACUGACAACUUUCACUGCACUGUGUAGUAACUUAAAUACAUGAUAAUAACUCUUAUUUCAUCUGAAACAUAUCUUGUGAUGUUCCACUUUUUCAUCAAUAUAGAAGUGCCAAUAUGUUUAUUUAGGAAUGUUUUUAAUUAUCUAUUGUUUUAUCUUUUUUUAUUUAUUUGAAUGAAGUUGAAUUUCAACCAUGAGUUCUAGCCCUUGAUGAAAGGAAUAAAGCCACAAAGAAAAAAAAUCAAAUAUAUGUGGAAUAUAUAAGAAGAUAUAAAAAAUAUAUAUAUAAAUAUAUUCUUUUGUUAUGUAUAAUCUUGUAUUUAUCAAAUUGUUUAUAACAAAACGUGAAUGUAAAGUAUUUUAAGCGUAACUGUCCACAGUCAUAACAUGGUGUUUGAUGUAUAGCUACGAUGAACUAUUUAGAGAAAAUAUUCUUCAGUGUAACCCUGGGCCACUUUGUCACAUGUGAAUGUGAACAAAUACACCCUGGCUUUCCUGGACUAUGUUUACAAAAAUACUGUGUACAAUACCAAUGUCCUGUUGAACGUGAGUGACAACUAUCAAUGAAGAAGUCUGAAGUAUUCACACUAUGAUAAUAAAG
Molecule: messenger RNA, 3894 nt
Organism: Epinephelus moara (kelp grouper)
Lineage: Eukaryota; Metazoa; Chordata; Actinopteri; Perciformes; Serranidae
Gene: slc6a2
Product: solute carrier family 6 member 2
Exons: 15
Coding region: 273-2147 (624 amino acids)
Biological process (GO): sodium ion transmembrane transport; dopamine uptake involved in synaptic transmission
Cellular component (GO): neuron projection; presynaptic membrane; neuronal cell body membrane
Molecular function (GO): norepinephrine:sodium symporter activity; dopamine:sodium symporter activity
Source: RefSeq, a predicted model, not a curated record